Molecule: messenger RNA, 327 nt
Organism: Naumovozyma castellii
Lineage: Eukaryota; Fungi; Ascomycota; Saccharomycetes; Saccharomycetales; Saccharomycetaceae
Gene: PET191
Product: Pet191p
Exons: 1
Coding region: 1-327 (108 amino acids)
Source: RefSeq, a predicted model, not a curated record
AUGGGUGCUAGUUGUAAAGAUCAAAAAAAAGCGGUUGCCAUAUGUCUCCAGCGGUCCCCCUGUGUUAUGAUUCAAAGAAACACACCCCAAAAGUGUAUAGAGGAUCCAGAACUAAGUAGAGAGCUACCUGAAUUAUGUAUUGCACAGAUGAAAGCUUUUCUGGAUUGUAAGAGGGGUAUGGUUGACAUGACUAAAAGAUUCACCGGUAACGCUCCCUUGUCUACAGGUAGAUACGAUCAGCAAUAUGAAAAGCUAUGUAGUGGUGACUUUAAUGCAAGAGAGGAGAUGGAAAAGUUAAAACUAUUGAAUAGUAACCAAAAGGAUUAA